This is a messenger RNA of Funneliformis caledonium, 236 nucleotides long. The record is from the annotation of a GenBank genome assembly. Lineage: Eukaryota; Fungi; Glomeromycota; Glomeromycetes; Glomerales; Glomeraceae.
UACGUACUGUAUUAGGAGUCUUGAAAGUCAAAGGUAGAGUCAUAGGUGGAGGAGUUGUACAUCAGUUUGAUCUUUCAAUUUUGUUAUCAUCGUCAGAGUCAUCAAGGCUAUUAAGAUUAAGUGUCUUUCCUUGUUACACCAAUUUCAAUGUUCGCAUAAUAAUUGCCUUUGCCUUUAAUACAUCCUUUAUCACGAAUGCUAAUGGUGGAUCAUUUAUACAACUAGCUACUUCGUAA